GGAAGAAGAGAAGGGGAACAAAUCCAACAAAAAUCGUUUCGAAAUAUUACAAUUAUUUGGUUGUUAAAAAAAAUGGAUCUUCCUUAGAGACGGCGGCGAUUUCAGUUAGCUCCUCCAUUGUUAAAAAAAGAGAAGGGGAGCCGUCGUCAGAGGCAUUCAUGGAGGUGAAUCCCACCGGCCGACGCCCGGAGCGACCAGCUAUUGCGAUCAGAAAGAAGGAAUAGAAGCACCAUGGAUCCAAGUGAAGCCGAGAACCUUCACCAACCGCCAUGAUCGAGCGGUCGUUCUCGGAGCUCCGGUCCGGUCCGGCUGCGGUUGACGCUGAAGAACAGGAAAAAGCACAGAUACGUUUCGAUCGAGGCGGCGAAGAUGCUGGAAAUUCAAUGAUUUUCAUCAGAGCCAUUGACCCUCAAGACAUGCUCGGGAUCGGCACGAACGACUUGGUCCUACAGUUACAGUCGAAUAAGGUGAAGGGUGUAAAAUAUAGUCGCAAGGGACAAUCUAUUGUGGAAAUUAGGCUUCAGAAUUUGAACCUCAGUGGGAAAAUUGAUGCAGAUUCUGUCUGCAAACUUUCUAGUCUUAGAGUUCUUAACUUGGCCAAAAACAACAUCCAAGGAAACAUUCCUGAUUCAAUUGUCCACUGUACAAGGCUGACCCACUUGAAUCUUAGCAACAACAAUUUAAGUGGGGAGGUACCUUUGGUUCUGCCUAAACUAAAACAUCUCAGGAGAUUAGAUGUUUCUAACAAUCACUUUACUACUAGUUUACCCCAAUUCAUGAAAGAAUUCAAGCAUGGGAAGUCUCUAAGAUCAUGGAUGACUCGGCAGGACAUGAUCGACGUUGGGAUAAAAGCUGCAUCGCCCGUCUCAUCGAGCUCACAGAGCAGCCAAUCUAAUAGUGUUGGAGGAGCACACUGGCUUUUCCAUAAACGGAUAAAAUGGAUGAUUAUCUCUAUUGUCGGUAUUGUAUUGUUUUUGUUGUUGUCAUUCUUUAUAUGCAAGAGGGCUGCAAAGUUAGUGGGUAAGAAGCAAAUGUUUCAGAAGGCUCUUGAGAAGUCUCCUCCUAUUGUAGCUCUAUCAGCCAUGUCUACUGAGCUUGAGCAACGGGAUGAAGCACUUCCAGAGCUUGUGUUUUUUAACGAAGAAGAUGAACAAUUCAAAGUGGAGGACCUCCUCGAAGCAACAGCAGAUUUACAAAAUCUGAAUAUUUGCACCAGCCUUUUCAAGGUGAGGUUAAAGAGCCAAUAUUAUGCAGUCAAAACAUUGAGAAAAAUGCAGAUAAACUUUGAUGAAUUUCGUAAAACCAUGAGGCUAGUAGGAAACCUGCAGCACCCGAACAUUUUACCGCUUGUGGGUUAUUAUUCUGCUAACGAAGAGAAACUGCUGAUCUACAAGUAUCAGAGAAAUGGAAGUCUGCAUAAACUUCUUGAGAGUUGUAUUGAAGGAAAGCAGAAAUUCCCAUGGAGGAUAAGAUUAUCCAUAGCAAGUGGAAUAGCAAACGCACUUGGUUUUAUAUACCAAAGAAGAUCAAAUGCAGAAGACUCCAUUCCACAUGGGAAUCUAAAGCUUUCAAACAUUCUCUUAAACGAAAACAACGAACCGCAGAUCAGCGAAUACGGGAUCACAAAGUUCCUAGACCCGAAGAGAGCUCGUCUUCUUUCCUCCAAGGGGUAUACAGCCCCAGAGAAAAAACUAUCAGAGAAAGGCGACGUUUACAGCUUCGGAAUCAUAUUGCUCGAGUUAUUAACAGGGAAAAUGGUAGCGAAAGAUGGGAUAAAUCUCCCCAAAUGGGUGAGAGCCAAGAUAAGAGAAGAGUGGACCUGUGAAGUGUUUGAUGAUGAAGUUGCUCAAAACGCAGAAAAAUGGGGCAUUUCUCUUCUGCUUAUUGCCUUGGACUGUGUCUCUCAUUACCCUGAAGGAAGGCCAACCAUGGCUGAGGCUCUGGAAAAGAUAGAGGGUGUGAUGAAGGCAGUGGAAGAUUAUGAACAACGCAUUUCACCUUUUUCUUCUGAUUUUGGCACUCCUGAUUCUUGAGUCUUAUCGUCAGUACUUUUACAUACAUAUCAUAUAUUUUUUUUUACCAACUCUAUUCGAAACAGUUCGGAUUUGAACCGUUUUUAAUACCAAUCUUUGUCAGUUGGAUUGGAUUGUUCGUAUAGAAGAGUUUGUACUUAGGAGUGUUAGUAGUAUUGUUUACUAGGUCCUUUGUGAUGUACAAUAUGGGAUGGAUGGAUGAUAGGUUUAAAGGUUUAUAAAUAGUUCGGUUUUUAUAA
Momordica charantia (bitter melon) is the source of this 2272-nucleotide messenger RNA. NCBI's taxonomy places the organism in Eukaryota, Viridiplantae, Streptophyta, Magnoliopsida, Cucurbitales, Cucurbitaceae. The record is from RefSeq and is a predicted model, not a curated record.